This is a messenger RNA of Adineta steineri, 786 nucleotides long. The record is from the annotation of a GenBank genome assembly. NCBI's taxonomy places the organism in Eukaryota, Metazoa, Rotifera, Eurotatoria, Adinetida, Adinetidae.
AAAGAAUUAUUGAAAAGACAUACACAAAUAUUUUUUCCACAUUUAUGUACAUAUUUACCAUCAUUACGUUUAAUUGAAGAUAAUCGUUUAACUAUAAAUUUAAUUGAGAUAUAUAGUGAUCGGCUAAUGCUAUCAAUAAAAAAAUAUUAUGAAUUAUUAGAUGAUAAUAAUGAUAAUUUAUUGAAUAUUUAUCAAGUAGUACAAAAUGAAUAUUUUACUAAUAAACAAUUAUUACAUCAAUGGACAUUAAACGAAUAUUCUAAUGCAACUGGCUAUUUUUCAUUUCGAAAAAUUUUUGCUAUAUCAAUAGGUUUUUAUUCUACAUUAAACUAUAUAUUUGGUUUUAAUAUGUAUACAAAUAAUCAAUUAAAUAUACAACGUUCAAUAGGAAAUAUUAAUCCAUUAUAUCUUAAAUUACAAUAUGAUUCAAAUAAACAAGAAGAAAAUAUUUAUUUAACACCAAAUAUUGAUACAUUUAUUAACUGUUUUGGUAAAAUGGGACCAUUAACAGGAACGAUUCUAGCAACAUUAACAGCAUUAGCACAACCUAAACAUCAAAUUGCUGAAUAUUUAAAGAUUUUCUAUAAAGAAGAUAUACAUAUAAAACAACCAAAACUGACACAAAAAGAAUGUGUUGACCUAGCUGAAGAUAUUGCUCAUCAAUUGGAAACAAAAUUAAAUCAAUUUACUAAUUUUGAUGUAUCGAAAACAAUAGUUUCUCAACUUGUGCAAAAAUCUACAGAUAUCAAUCAACUUUUACGUCUUAAUCCGCUUUAUUAUCCUUGA